This is a messenger RNA of Anneissia japonica, 4151 nucleotides long. RefSeq names its product harmonin-like. Bases 105 to 1445 code for a protein of 446 amino acids. The record is from RefSeq and is a predicted model, not a curated record. Gene Ontology annotation, cellular component: plasma membrane; stereocilium tip; stereocilia ankle link complex. The transcript is spliced from 13 exons. Gene Ontology annotation, molecular function: protein binding. Lineage: Eukaryota; Metazoa; Echinodermata; Crinoidea; Comatulida; Comatulidae.
GGCCGGUUAAAGUACAAACAUAAUUAAAUUCGGCAACGACCUUUCAUCAGCUAAUGGUGUGCUAGUUCUUUAACGAAUAUAUUUAGACUGAUUUUAGGUACAAAAUGGAUCGCAGAGCAAACGACUUUCACACGACAGUUCAAAUGCUGAUAGGUGAUGGUGAAGAGAAAGCCAAGUUAUACCAAAUAAUGCGAGAUUAUCACAGAAAUAAAAAUUUAACCGACUUGGUAACAAAAUUGAAAGUGAUAUUAUGUACACCAAAACGUUUAGCUGUAUUCCAGAUAAUCAGACAAUUCGUGCCACCAGCGCAGCAACAACAGUACGAUGUUCUCUGUCCCCCACAGAUUAGCAAAGAAAUUCGCAAGGUUCGACUUGUCAGAAAGGAUGUAGAGCCACUGGGUUUUCGUAUUCGAGGGGGUGCUGAAUAUGGUGUCGGUGUAUACAUUUCGGAGGUUUUUCCAAAAUCUCAAGCAGACAGGCAAGGUCUCAAGGCUGGCGACGAAAUACUGCGAGUGAAUGGUUUCAAGUUAAGUCAAGCCAUUCAGAGCGAAGUAGUAGCAUUGAUGAACAUUCGACGAGAUCUCGUAAUUAAGGUUCGAUCUGUUGGAAUGACGCCGAUAAAGAAUGGAGCCACCGAUCCAAUCAAAUGGAAGUUUGUUACUGAUGUAGCUUUUGCUGCCACUUCUUUUCUGGAUGACGUAUUAGAUUCAUUUGAAAGUCCGGUCCAGAGUGAAAAGAGAUCCGGCAAGAAUACCGUUAAAAUUGAUCUGUCAAAAGGCGAUCCUCUUGGUUGUGGAAUCAGUACAAAUGAAUCAGGAAAUCAUGGAGUGUUUGUCCACCGGGUUUCUGCAGGUUCUCUUGCAGACAAGGCUGGAAUAAAGCCCGGAAAUCAAAUACUUGAAGCGAAUGGCGUGGACCUUACAAAUGCUUCUCAUGCGGAUGCUAUCAAAGCCAUCAAGUCCCGAACUUCACUUGUGAUGGUACUUGUGAGCAAAGAGGUUACAGCAGUGACCAAUCGUCAACAUAAACAACGUACCAGUAAUGACACACCAAAGAAACCGGCUGCUCCAUCCGUAACAGGAGAAAAUUGGUGGACCAACCCACCUGAAAAUAUGUUCACCGAUCGCCAGAUAGAUGGACGAGAUUUACGAAAAAUUGAACUAAAAUGUAAUCAAUUGGAUUUCGAAGUUGAAGGUGGUAAAAAUUCUCCAUUGAUGGGGAAAAUAAUGGUGUCUGACGUACAACCUGAUGGGGCUGCUGAUAAAUCGGGACAAAUUAAUAAAGGCGACCAGAUUAUGUUGGUUGAUGGAAAAACAUUUAUAGAUAUCUCACUAAAAGAAGCAGAAACAUUUCUUGAAGGCCAAAUUAAAAAGAAUGGCAAGAUUCGUGUGAUUGUGGCCGUUUCCCACAUAAAGAAUUUUUCGGACGACGUUACGUUCUUCUAAAAUAACUAGAUUAGAACGUUAUGUUGCCUGGUCUAAACUUCACUGACUUCAUUUCAACUCCACUCAUGGGCUUGGUGAAACUAGAAUCAACAUUACUACACAAUGCUAUUGAAGUUCUGGCGUUUUGGCUCUGUUGUAUAAUAUUAUGUAUUAUGGACAAUAGAUAAACCUUUAAUUUUACCUCUGUAAGCUAAUGGUACAGUAACUUAAUGAGUAACACUAUAAAUGAUCACUAGGUUUACUAUAGCUAUCCCAACACAAGAGGAGUUUUCACGUAGUUCAACACAUGCACCGUUAAGUCCAUAAGCAGUGGACGUUCACACCAUAUCUAAUUUUCCAUAUCUUUAGACAGAUUGAACAAAGAAACAGCUCCUGUUAGGGUAUGAAAUUGUAGAGUAGUUACUUAACGCUUUCACUUACAUUUGAAUGCUGUGUUACGCAUUAAGCCUACAUAAUAUAUUUUGUGACUGUUAUAAGCUCUAUCCAGACUAUCCAAUUUUUUUGACACAAAAACUCUUGUAUGCCCAUAUAUAGUCAUGAUGUGCCUAUAUAUGGUUAUGAUACAGUGGCGUAUCCAGAACUCUUGAAAUGGGGGUGCUGAUGAGGGGGAAAAGAAAGUGAAGUGGGGGAGGGGGCUCAAUGAUCAGUUGAGGGGUACUAAUUCGGAAAAUAAGGUGAUUUUAAGUACUUGACCGUGAUUUUUUUUUGGGGGGGGGGGGCAACUGAGGAAGCACAAGUAAUUUGGAGAGUGCAUGCAAACCUCCCCCGCGCACCCCCUAGAUACGCCACUGUCAUUAUGUGAUGUCAUCAUGACUAUAUUUUUGUCAAAUAAAUUUGAGUCUGGACAGGUCAAAAAAGUGCUGUUAUAUUUUACUAGCACUUUCAGAGUACAGUCCACUACACUUUAAUGAGAUUUAUUGAGGGGCUUGAGGGAUUCUUGCUUUUCAAUCCACAGUGUUCUGGAUUCAAAUACUGUAACUGCUUUUUGUUCACUAUUUAAAAAUAAACACCACUGAAAGGGUCGCCCUCUAUGGGUUCAAAUUCAAACUAAUAAUUAAUUGAUUAUGUUUAUAAAUAUUGUUUGCAUGGUGAAAUAUUAAUAUAUUAAUGCUUGCGGUACACCCCGUAAAUAGUUCCGAAAAAACUGUUGUUUGUUGAAAAUGUCUUUACGUUUUGAUUGAGUUGCUUCAAUCGUCUUCAGGAGAAUAAAAUCUGCAGAUAAUCCAAACACGUUUAUAAACUAUGUAAACAAUUUGUUUUCUUCUAAACACAAUCGCUGCUAGUAUACUAUAAAGCCGGCCAAUGUAAAAUCAUUCAGAUUUGUUUUACCAUCAUGGAAUGUCAUCCGACCACCAACACAAUGCUCUACAUUUUAAGAAAAGCUUUAACAGUGAUAAGCCACAUUUACACAACACUGAGUGCAUUUUUAUCGUGUUGUUAUCGUGUCUAGUGUAAACGUAGCUAUCAGUACUGAAGUAUAUGAGCUAUAAAUGAGUUUCCAACAAUAGGAAAUAAAAUACAUUGUAUGUUUUCUUGUUUUAUGAUUUUUUUAUUCACUUAUUAUAAAUCUGAAAUUAAAGUUUGGUUGUAAUAGCCAUCAAUGCACAUAAAGGAGUAAACAACUAAGAUGAAAAGUGUUAAUAAAACAUGUAGAGCCUUUAUUUGUACCUUUCCUUUGUCUCAACCUACCUUCGCUAUGUAACUGGUUAAUCAAGCAUAAUAAAUGUCUGUUGUUUUUUCACAGAUGCAUACUACAUCAAUUGAUGACAUCACCUUUUCUAAAAAACAUUUUUUAAAUUUAUUAAAAUCAUGAACUUGGUAGAUUACUGAAAAACCAGGUUAUUUUCAAAUCGAUAUUCAAUAGGAUACUAUGCUUUUUUCAAAUGAAUAUUAUAUUCUUGAGAUGCUUCUCUAAAAAGCAAUUAGUAGACAUAGUACACUAUGGGAAAAUUAUUAUACGAAGAUUAGAUUUAAUGCUUGAAAAAUUAACAUUUCUGCAUUCGAGAGAGAAUACAGUCACUGACUUUUGGUCGGUGCAUGCAGACAUGUAAAAAUCGUGCGAUGAUUUCAUAACUAGGCUAAGGUCUAGUAGGAGACCUCGGCGGACUCCUGCCUGGCCGUAGGCCUACUUCUAAAGUAGUCUUUAAAAUAGGUCUAGAAUAUUCCUAUUAAGCGUUCAGUUGUUUUGUUUAUGAGUGUUGACUGAUUCAAUGAAUUCCUUAAUUGUUCAUACACAAUAUUAAAUUUGAAGUAACUUUCUUUGGGUCCUAAUUAAGCUUACUUUACGAAAGUAAUUUUCAAUUACAACCCAAUUUUUAUUGCGGUGCGAGAUGUCUUCGUGGUGACGAAAUAAUUAGAUUAUUUUCUGCACACGAACCUUAAAAAUAUCAAGCCAAGCGUCCACUAAUGGAAAAAUUAGUGGACUGUGGGGGAUAGGCAAAUAACAUUGGGAGUUGCAGUGAUGACAUCACGAUUGACUUAAAAUAGUGCUUAUGAUACAAAAUAUAAAAUUUAGGUUAAUAUUGAUAUAACUUUCACUGUCUCAUAGCGGAAAGAGAAUGAGGACGGCUGUAUGGUGUAGGAUGACCUUGUAUACUUUCAUUGAGCACUGAGGUGGAUGGCUCUGUUUUUGUAAUGGUAGCAAUAUUGUUGGUUUAUUCAGGUAACUCACAAAACAUUAUUAAAGGUCAAAGAGCCAGGAACUAU